AUGCCUUCCGCCAGAUCGGAAGGAUCGCCGGCUCUCAGCAUCGCCCUCGCUGGCUCGAGCAAGCGCGUUUUCCAAGCGGGUGAUACUAUCAUUGGCAAAGUUGUGCGUCGCCAGCACAUCGUUGUCCCCGACUGUCGAGUCACAAUCCGACUUCUCGGCCGUGCCAAAACCAAGAUUGUUGAAACUAGAAGUACCGGCAAUGGCGGCUCACGGCACGAAACGUAUCGCAGCCGCUACAACUUCUUUGGCUAUCACGCCCCUGAGACAUCUCAGGUCAUACACUCAGGACCGCUACAUGUGGCCGCCGAACAAGCCGAUGCGACCGAGUUCCCCUUUGCCGUAACAAUACCUACGCACCCUUCCAGGCAGCUUUCGCGUGAAGCCGAUCCGAACAGCUUUCUCCCCACAGAUGUCGCCUCAGUCACUACACAGCUACUGCCUCCCUCAUAUGCAUCAUAUCAUCACCAUAAUGAAGGCUAUGUAGAAUACUGGCUCGAAGCACAGCUCACACCUGGUCCGGGAACAAACAACAAGGCCGUCACCCCGGCCCAUUCGACCCAGCCUAUUCUUUUAGGAGCACCACGGACGCUCGAGCCUGCACCCAGGAUGGUCAAAACAUGUUCCUCGCCGCCGCAUUCCAUCACGUCCUACAAGCUUAUUCCCGAAAUGGAUCAAGUCGAACUUACACUCAAACAAAAGAGCAAGCAGUUCUUCCACGCAUCCAGCGUCCCGACGCUCUCAUACUCAAUACACAUGGGCCUUCCUGUUGCAAUGCAACUGCAGGCGCAUGAGAGCAUCCCGCUGACUCUGCGUUUAUCGCCUACCGCAUCCGAAAUACACUGUCAUUCGUGCGGGGCUUUGAACUCGCUGCCCACUCCCAUGGUCGUUGACAUUAACCCUGAUGGCGAGCGCAUUGAUCUUGGGCCCUUUUUUGAUAUACGUCUAUCUGAAUUGGGCUUUUGCAGCGGCAACGGGAGGCUGGCGGCCAACUGGUUACCAUUAGCGUCACAAGUUGGUUGUGAUGAAAUGAACGAUCUCCCUCAGACACUUUUUUGUUGCGACCGGGAAGCCUAG
Akanthomyces muscarius is the source of this 1074-nucleotide messenger RNA. RefSeq lists its product as uncharacterized. Bases 1 to 1074 code for a protein of 357 amino acids. NCBI's taxonomy places the organism in Eukaryota, Fungi, Ascomycota, Sordariomycetes, Hypocreales, Cordycipitaceae. The transcript has 6 exons. The record is from RefSeq and is a predicted model, not a curated record.